CUCUCGCGCGCGCUGGCUGGCGUGCGCUCCUUGUGUCCUUAGUCAGAAUCGGCGAGUGUGCCGUCCAGCUGUCGCGGAGAGUGUAAAUUCAGGUAUUGCGUAAGCCCCGCGGCCCCGUCCACAAACUGGUCCAAGCCUACAGAAAGAGAGAGAGAGAAUUUAUCUUCGUCUCGUGUGUCGAAAUGGAGAGUGGGAGAGAUAACGUCGAAGUGAAGGGCGCCGUUAAAGAAACGGUAGCCGCGGCGGUCAGUGCCACGUUGAAAGUUGAAGGAAACUCGACGAACGUCGUUGUUGGCGGUAACGACAAACAACAGCUGGACGAAGAGGAGGACGAUAUGGGCAAGCAAAACGGCGAGGAACUUGACGAGGGUGCUCAGGAACGAAUGCUCAGCAACGAGAGCGCCGCGAAGAUCACGUCGAAUGAGAAAACUGCCACCGAGGUGAAAUUUAUCUCCGAAAAUGGUGACGCCAAGAUUGAUAUUGAAACAAUAAAAGAGGCAAUUUCCGGAAUGAGCAAAGAAGAAUUGAUGAAGUUCGCAAACGAUCCAUUUUGGAUAAAAAUGAGAUGGGCUUUGUUCAUCUUGUUUUGGCUGCUGUGGGCAGCCAUGUUGGCAGGUGCUGUGGCUAUAAUUGUAAUGGCGCCAAAAUGUUCAGCACCCGAACCAAAAAAAAUAUGGGAAGAAAGUGCCAUUGUUCAGUUGGAUCCCUCAGAUUCUCCUAAUAACAAUUUAGAAGGUUUGGAAUCCAUAUUGUAUGACUUGAAAGGUCAACAUAUAAAAGCGAUAUCUCUUUCAUCAUUGAUGAAGGAAGAUGCAAAUGGAGUUGUAGAUUUUAAAGUUGUCAAACCAGAAAUAGGAGGCAUUGUUGCUUUGGAGAAUCUCAUUAAAAAGGCAAAGGAUAAUGAUCAACAAAUCUUUCUGGAACUGGACCCGAAUCAUUCUUCUACAGAGCAUCCCUGGUUUAAACAAUCUGUAGAGAGACAAGACCCAUUUACGGACUAUUACGUUUGGGCUGAUGGAACAACUAGUACCGAUAGCGGAAAAGAAAGACGAAAUCCUCCAAAUAAUUGGUUAAGUAUAUAUAGCGAGUCCGCAUGGGAGUGGAAUGAACAGAGAGGCCAAUACUAUCUCCAUCAAUUCAACAAGUCGCAGCCUGAUUUGAACUACAACAAUCCUGCGGUGGUGAAGGAAUUUGGAGAUAUCUUAACCCACUGGCUAAAAUUAGGGAUCAGUGGUUUUCGCUUAGCGAAUACGCAAUAUUUAAAAGAAGAUCCGCAACUUCACGACGAGGCUAGAAGCAUACUUCCCGUGGAAUCCGGUAAUUAUCUAUCGUUGACGCACAUUUACACCCGCGAUCGUCCGGAGAACAUCGAAGUGUUAACUCAAUGGCAAGAAAUUGUUCAUAACAAAACUGACGGCAAAGGAUUAUUCUCGCUGCAAGAUGACAUCGGUGCGGAUAUUUUACAAGUUUACAACGAGAAGAAGACGGUUAUUGAUCUCCCACAGAGCUCGCAUUUCCUCACCACUGCUAAUGCGAGCAUAAAUGCCACGGUGCUGCGUAAAGGUAUCACGCAAUGGCUUCCAAUCGCGCCGUGGCCCGCGUGGAAUCUCAACGGUAAACAACACGCUCUGAGACAACGUAUGCCGGCCGAGAUUGCCAGCAGCGUAACAUUAAUGACCAUGCUCCUGCCCGGCACCCCGAUUCUUCGAUUAAACGACACUAUGUCGGCGAAAGACGCGUUUGCAACUUUGUCGAGCGCGCGUAGCAGUUUAACAUUCCUUUACGGAGAAACGACAACCAGAAUAGUGAACGGAACGGUUUUUGUAUAUGCCAGGAGUUGGUUAAAAAGCGGGAAUCCUGGAUAUUUGGUAGCGUAUCAGACGGGAGAUGAUCAAGCCGUUAUAGAUCUUUCCACAAUUCAGCGAGUAUCGGAAGAAGUCAGCAUAUUUGCGCAUAGUCCUAAUUAUCUCGGACAAUCAGAAAUAUCGAAAACAAAAUGGCCUUCAAACGCGGUGCCCAUAUCGCCAAAAAGCACUGUGGUGUUGACAUUUGUGCCAAAAGAGUAAUAAAAAACAUAUAUAUAUAAAACAAAAUACAUAUGGAAUGCGCGCGCAAAAAAACGGUUAACCGUAUAUACAAUAUUUUUUGUGUUUCAAGUAUAAAAUUGCAAGUAGGCUUACUAACCUACUUGCCUGGUAGGUCGCGUGCAAUCGCAAAAAAGUAACUAAUCUGAAAUUUGAAAAUUAAAUCAAUCGUAUUGUCAAAUCGUGAUUCGAAUGCGAUCUAGUACAAAAAAAAUAAAAAGCAUCGCUGUAGACUUGAUUUAACUGUCGCGUAAAAUUUAUUUGUGACUGCCUCGCGUUUGGCAUCUUGUUAUUUUUUUUUUCUUGUCUCUCAAACCAUGAUUUAUCGUUGUUGUCUGAUAAAUUUACAGUGAUGAAUGUAUAUUGUGAAUGAACAUGUGUAAAACAAAUAUUUCUAUGCCGUUUCGCAUAUCCAAUGUGACAGCUAUUGCAUUUAGAGCAUAGAGGCUUAUCUAUGUGGUAAAAGCUGAAUUAAUUGUCUAUAUAUACUCAUCUCAUAAAUAAUCUGUUUAUAUAUAUAUAUAUACAUAUGUGUGCCGUUAUAAUACAAGGUAGCAUUUGAUGUAUUCAACGUGAUGAAAUAUAUCUUCAGCAAGCAAUGAA
Pseudomyrmex gracilis is the source of this 2687-nucleotide messenger RNA. RefSeq names its product maltase 1-like (gene CD98hc). The coding region runs from base 183 to 2066 and encodes 627 amino acids. The transcript is spliced from 10 exons. The record is from RefSeq and is a predicted model, not a curated record. NCBI's taxonomy places the organism in Eukaryota, Metazoa, Arthropoda, Insecta, Hymenoptera, Formicidae. Gene Ontology annotation, biological process: amino acid transport; carbohydrate metabolic process.